GCCCCUGCAGGUAUGCAGGUGUUAAUGAGCGCCACCCAAAGUACUUAUGAGGAAGAAGAGGGCAUCUACCAGUUCUGCAUGGAGUACCCCAUUCCUGCUUACCUGGUGGCUUUAGUGGCUGGGGAUCUUGUUGCCGCAGACGUUGGUCCCAGGAGCAAAGUCUGGGCCGAGCCGUGCCUCUUGUCAACCGCCAUCGGCAAACUCUCAGGUCGGGUGGACCACUGGCUGAGCGCCGCAGAGAGCCUCUACGGUCCCUACAUAUGGGGCAGGUACGACAUCGUUUUCCUCCCUCCCUCGUUCCCUAUUGUCGCCAUGGAGAACCCGUGCUUGACCUUCGUGAUCUCGUCCAUCUUGGAGAGCGAUGAGUUUCUCAUCAUUGAUAUCAUCCACGAAGUAGCCCACAGCUGGUUUGGCAAUGCCGUCACCAACGCCACCUGGGAAGAGAUGUGGCUGAGCGAGGGGCUGGCCACUUACGCUCAGCGCCGCAUCACUACGGAGACCUAUGGUGCUGCUUUUACAUGCCUGGAGACAGCCUUCCGCCUUGAUGCCCUUCACCGGCAAAUGAAACUCCUUGGGGAGGACAAUCCUGUCAGCAAACUUCAGGUGAAACUUGAACCAGGUGUGAACCCCAGCAACCUGAUGAAUCUCUUCACCUACGAGAAAGGGUUCUGCUUUGUUUACUAUCUGUCUCAGCUGUGCGGAGACCCAACCCAUUUUGAUGCCUUUCUCCGAACUUAUAUCGAGAAGUACAAGUUCACAAGCGUUGUAGCCCAAGAUCUGUUGGAUUCUUUCUUGGCGUUUUUUCCAGACCUGAAAGAACAAUGCAUUGAUUGCAAAACAGGGCUCGAGUUUGACCGCUGGCUCAAUGCCACGGGGCCUCCUUUAGUCGAACCAGACUUAUCUCAGGGAUCCAGCUUGACCGAGCCGGUGGAGACGCUGUUCCAUCUCUGGACCACGGAGCCUCUGGACGCAGGAGCUGCUGCGAACAGCGUCGACAUCGCCGAGUGGCAAACAUUCCAAACGGUGCUUUUCCUGGAUAGGUUACUGGAUGGGUCGCCCUUGCCACACGAGGUGAUAACGAAGUUGUCUGAAUGCUACUCAACCCAGCUAGAAAACAUGAAUGCUGAGAUUCGUAUCCGCUGGCUGCAGAUCAUCGUCCGCAACGAUUAUUAUCCCGACCUUCAUAAAGUCCGUCGCUUCUUGGAAAACCAGAUGUCCCGGAUGUACACAAUUCCACUCUACGAGGACCUCUGCACUGGAACCCUCAAGUCCUUCGCCCUAGAGGUUUUUUUCCAGACCCAGACCCAGCUCCACCCAAACCUGAGGAAAACCAUUCAUCAGAUCCUGACCCAGGGCUUGAACCCGCCGCUUCUUGCCACGACGGACACGGCUGCCAUGGUGGUGGACUCUCCGCCCGCCGAGCUUGAGGACAGGGGAGCCACGCACAGUGCCGUUUCUCUCAGGGACGUCAAUGUGUCUGCUUAG
This is a messenger RNA of Protobothrops mucrosquamatus (brown spotted pit viper), 1485 nucleotides long. RefSeq names its product arginyl aminopeptidase like 1 (gene RNPEPL1). Lineage: Eukaryota; Metazoa; Chordata; Lepidosauria; Squamata; Viperidae. Gene Ontology annotation, molecular function: zinc ion binding; metalloaminopeptidase activity. The transcript has 9 exons. Gene Ontology annotation, biological process: proteolysis. Bases 13 to 1485 code for a protein of 490 amino acids. The record is from RefSeq and is a predicted model, not a curated record.